UCUAGGUGUCUCACCAUCCGCUAUCUACACAACGACCACUCUCCGCCAUUUCCCCUGCCUGAACUUGCAUAUCAGUUUCCAAAUACGCCCUGGCUGCCGCGACCCGGCAGAGAUGCAGUCAGCAUGCCAGAUUGUGGGAGGAAUGCGAUAGGGUGGGGCGGGGAUGGGUAGGGAUUCUAGAGGGAUAGAAGCAUCCGGUUCUUAAGUCGUCAUUUGCGGGCUUGAAGUUGUGAGAGUCUGGGUCUCUUAUCUUGACGUAUUGUCAGUUGGUUUUUGAAUGGGUUUUCCGUUAUCAUAGCGGGAUUGAAAUGUAAAACUCCUUCAUCAGACGGCAUCACAUCUCAACAACUCAAGGCAGUGCCGCACCUUUUGAGCCUUGAGCAAGAUGUCGACCUUGCCAGAAAACGAGAAGGUUGCGCUUGAGAAUCACGGAAACGCAAGUGCUGCCCCGUCACUGGUAUCAGAUGAAUCCCUGACCAAUCCGACGGGCAUCAAUGAGAAAGCUUUGUUGAGAAUGCUGGAUCUGAAACUCUUUCCUCCGUUGACGCUGCUUUAUUUGCUCUCAUUUCUGGAUCGAAGCAACAUCGGCAAUGCCAAACUCGAUGGCUUGACAAAGGAUCUACACAUCACGGGAAACCAAUACCUCUUCGCAUUAACUAUAUAUUUCAUCGGAUAUGUCCUCUUCGAAAUCCCCUGCAACAUUAUGCUCAAGCGGACGACGCCCAAGCUCUGGCUUCCCACGCUGAUGCUCCUCUGGGGCAUCGUCGCCACAUUAAUGGGUGUCUCGCAGAACUUCGGCGGUUUCCUCGCAGCACGAUUCUUCCUUGGCGUCACUGAGAGUGGACUAUUUCCUGGUGUGGUGUUCCACCUUUCGAUGUGGUAUAAGAGGACGGAGAGUCAUUACAGAGUUGCGCUUUUCUUCUCUGCUGCUUCGCUGGCUGGUGCUUUUGGUGGAAUUUUUGCUUAUGGGAUUGGGUUCAUGAAGGGGGUUGCAAAUUAUAAUGGUUGGCGGUGGAUUUUCAUUCUUGAAGGUCUACUGACUGUAGUCAUCGCCCUCGUAGCAUAUCUCUUCAUCCACAACUACCCUUCCACCGCGCCAUUCCUCAACGAGCCGGAGCGAGCAUUCAUCCACGCACGCCUCAAAGGCACCGACGCUAAUAACAGCGAACCCUUCGCCUGGACCAACGUCCUCGCCGCGCUCAAGGACUACAAAUGCUGGCUCUACGGCCCCGGCUUCCAUACCAUGUCUUUGCCAUUAUACACACUCUCCCUCUUCCUCCCCACCCUCAUCACAGAACUAGGAUAUACAGCCGCCCAAGCCCAACUACUCACCGUCCCACCCUACGCCGUGGCCACAAUCCUCACCGUAAUCGUCGCCAUCCUGGCCGAGAAGACCCAUCGCUGCUCCCCAUUCAUCCUCGCCUCUUCCUCACUCGCAAUCAUCGGGUACAUCAUCCUUCUCACUGUGCCCAUCGAAAAGCCCGGCGUAAGUUAUCUCAGCACGAUUUUCGCUGCUGCCGGGAUUUACCCCAGUUGUGCAAUUGUACUCAGUUGGGCGACGGCGAAUGUGAGUGGGCAGACGAAGCGGGCUACUGCUACCGCGAUGACGAUCACGAUUGGGAAUCUUGGGGCAGUACUUGGAACGCAACUUUAUAGGCCGAAGACGAGUCCAAGAUGGCAUUUGGGGCAUGGGUUUGCGUUGGGGUAUUUGGUUGCUAAUCUUUUGGUGACGGGGACGCUGUGGGUAUCUUUGAGGAGGGAGAAUAAGAUUAAGAGUGAGAAGAGGGAGGGUGGGGAGGUGGCUGAAGAGGAGGUGGUGAGGAGUGAUGAGGAUGUGAGAUGGGAGUUCCAGACCUAAGUUCGAUGAAGUUUCGAGAGAUUUGUGAAAGAUACUUUUCAUUGCCUCAUUCUUGGUCUAACCUUUGAGAAACAUGAAAGUUCUAGUUUCUUUGCAUAGAGUGAAGAGCCUUAGCCGUUAUAUUCAUCUACUCAACCUCAAUGAUAGUAUUGAAGGUCGAUGCGCUCAUGUAAUCGAUUGCCAACCGUAACGUGAAACUUGAAGCCG
Molecule: messenger RNA, 2065 nt
Organism: Hyaloscypha bicolor E
Lineage: Eukaryota; Fungi; Ascomycota; Leotiomycetes; Helotiales; Hyaloscyphaceae
Product: MFS nicotinic acid transporter-like protein
Exons: 4
Coding region: 386-1858 (490 amino acids)
Biological process (GO): transmembrane transport
Cellular component (GO): membrane
Molecular function (GO): transmembrane transporter activity
Source: RefSeq, a predicted model, not a curated record